UUAGUAUAUUCUGCCACGGUCACACAUCGCACGUGUUGGAUGUUUUUAUUUCAACUGAAUUCAAACAAUUCACAAUGAAGCAAAAACACGGGAAAAGCAGGGCCAAGCCGUACAAGAAACCAGUCCCAGCGCGGCGCAAUGAAAGGUUCUCCAAGAACUAUAGCUUCAUACAGCGGAGCAAGCAGAUGGAGGAGACGCAUCGCAGGGAGAGGGUACCCGCAUCAGCGCCGCAGAAGGAAUAUGAGCCCGUAGCCGAGCUCCUGCCGGAGAUUCAGGAAGACGUGGACGAGGCUGGAUUCUACAAGCAACUUGUGACGGGAUUCAAUCACAUACCCACAAGUCACAUGCUGAGUUCAAGCACAGACGAGCCUGUUGCCUCCGCACCGAAAAAGAAAAUAAAGCCUAAGAAGGAUACAGGUUCAGAAAAGCUUAGUGCAGACCUAGAAACUUGUAAUUCGUUUUCCAAGCGCUUCGAUUUUGAGCUGUCCACAGAGAACAUCAACGAUUUGAUGGCCAAGAAAGAUGUCAAGUCCAUCAAGAGUAACUGGACUGCGUUGGGCAACGUGAGGUUUGAGAUUCCGCAACUAUCCUCGUCCGAUAUCAAAGACCACCCGGAGUGCUGUGAACCCAAAGAAAUUGCCACCUCCGCAGACCUUCAAAGAUUGGAGGUAAAACAGUCUAUUUGCGGAAACGCCACGCUCCCGCUCACCGCCCUGCAGUCUGAAUUGUUUUACAUUGCGAACAACUAUCAGGACCUGUACUAUCCCCAGCGAAGCCACGCCAAUGCCGAGGAGAUCCGAUACGUAUAUUGCCUGCAUGCACUUAAUCACAUGCUAAAGGUCAGAUCGCUUAUAUUGCGCAAUAACGAAAAGGUUUCGGCUUUGGCCAAGUCCAUGAAAUUGUCGCCCAACGAAAUCUCCAUACCGGAGAGUUUCCGAGACCAAGGACUGAAGCGGAUGAAGGUGGUGUUCAUUGUGCCAUUUCGGGAAUCAGCCCAAAGGAUAGUCAACACAAUCGGGGAUCUACUGUUUGGAAGCCAGGAUGAUAAGGCUAGAAACAAUUCGAUUGCCAACUAUGAACGUUUUCUUGGAGAUUACUCUGGGAACACGAUAUACUUCCCAAAAACUAACCCCAAGCCGGUGGAUUACGAGCAGACCUUCAGUGGCAACACAGAUGACAACUUUAAACUGGGAAUUCGUUUUACCAAGAAGACAAUGUCUCUCUUCUCCGAUAUGAACUCCUCCGAUAUGCUAAUCGCGUCUCCUUUGGGACUGAGGAUGCUCGUAACGGACAAGGAUAAUGACUUUGACUUUUUGAAUUCGAUUGAGCUGCUAAUAAUUGACCAGGCCGAGCUCUUUCUGGCCCAGAACUGGGAGAAUCUUCUCCAUUCGCUGGACCACCUGCACCUGCAGCCGCAGAAGCUGCCCGAUACCAAUUGCCAGCGGGUUCGGACGUGGUGCCUGAGUGGAGCGUCUAGCUUCUACCGCCAAACGCUUUUGUUCUCAUCACAUGAGCUCCCAGAGUUUCGGGCGGUGCUCAAUGGUAAAUGCAAUAACUACCAGGGAAAGGUAAGAAUUGCCAAUCUGGUUGAGCAGGGCGACAUACGCAACGUGCUCACGCCGAUCGAGCAAGUUUUCCAGCGAAUCAGUUGCUCCAAUGUGGAGGCAACAUUCGACGAUCGCUUCCAGUAUUUCGUCAAGCAUAUUAUGCCCCAAUUCAGCAAGCCAGGAUUCUCUCACUGCAUGCUGUACGUGCCCAGCUACUUUGAUUACGUACGGAUACGAAACCAUUUCAAGACCGAAAUGGUCAGUUUCGUGCAGAUAAAUGAGUAUACAAAGAAAGAAAAAAUUUCCCGGGCGAGAGAUAUAUUCUUUCACAGCGGAGCGUCUGUUCUACUAUACUCGGAAAGAGCACACUUCUUCCGGCGCACACGAAUUAAGGGUAUCCGGAAUUUGAUUCUAUACCAGCCGCCCAAUUUUCCCCACUUUUACUCUGAAAUGAUCAAUUUGAUGCUUGAAUCGAAUCAGAAUCCGCGGGAUGGCUUCGGGGAAGCGAUGUCCGUGAAAAUUCUAUACACAAAAUAUGACCUUCUCAGCUUAAGUAAUAUUGUUGGCAGUGAAAAUGCUGUCAAAUUGACCUCGGGAAAGAAGGAUUCCUACCUAUUUUCGACCAAGUCAUGAGCAUAAACUGCGGAUGUGUACAUACUUACUUUAGUUGCAAGUAAAUUAAAUCCUUUUAAAAGAAAAACCAAA
Messenger RNA from Drosophila kikkawai, 2252 nucleotides. RefSeq names its product U3 small nucleolar RNA-associated protein 25 homolog. NCBI's taxonomy places the organism in Eukaryota, Metazoa, Arthropoda, Insecta, Diptera, Drosophilidae. The record is from RefSeq and is a predicted model, not a curated record. Gene Ontology annotation, molecular function: U3 snoRNA binding; rRNA binding. Gene Ontology annotation, cellular component: nucleolus; small-subunit processome. Gene Ontology annotation, biological process: maturation of SSU-rRNA from tricistronic rRNA transcript (SSU-rRNA, 5.8S rRNA, LSU-rRNA).